Anolis carolinensis (green anole) is the source of this 954-nucleotide messenger RNA. RefSeq names its product olfactory receptor 8S1. Gene Ontology annotation, cellular component: membrane. Gene Ontology annotation, biological process: G protein-coupled receptor signaling pathway. NCBI's taxonomy places the organism in Eukaryota, Metazoa, Chordata, Lepidosauria, Squamata, Anolidae. Gene Ontology annotation, molecular function: olfactory receptor activity; G protein-coupled receptor activity; odorant binding. The transcript has a single exon. The record is from RefSeq and is a predicted model, not a curated record. The coding region runs from base 1 to 954 and encodes 317 amino acids.
AUGGAAAAUCAAACUGUAACAACUGGUUUUAUACUCUUGGGACUUUCCAAUGAUCCAAAUCUACAGGUUUUUCUCUUUUGUAUAUUUCUACUAAUAUUUUUAGUGACUAUACUAGGAAAUAUAGCAAUUAUACUGGUGAUCAGGACUGAAUCUAGCCUCAAGACCCCCAUGUUCCUCUUUCUUGGUCAUCUAGCCUUUGUUGACAUCUGUUAUUCAUCUGUCACUGUUCCCAAAAUGCUGGAAAACUUCACAACAAAUCAGAAAACCAUCUCCCGGGAAGGAUGCAUUGUUCAAAUCUUUUUCUUUUUCGAAACUGCUUGUGCUGAAGUCUUCAUCCUCUCAGCAAUGGCUUUUGACCGAUAUGUUGCUAUAUGUGACCCACUGCAUUAUACCAUCGUCAUGAAAAAAGAAUUUUGCAGGAAACUAGUGUGUGGAGCCUGGUCAAUGGGGUCCUUAUAUGCUGUGGUAAAUGCAGUGCCCUUGGUGAAUUUAUAUUUUUGCAGAAGCAAUAAAAUUAGCCACUACACCUGUGAACUUCCCUCACUCUUGCUUCUGUCUUGCACAUAUCCCUUCAGCAAUUAUGUAGUUCUUUUUAUCUCUGUAAUGGUAUUUGGUUUAAGUUCAUUCCUCCUCACCCUAAUAUCUUACAUUUACAUCAUUUCCACCAUCCUCAGGAUUCGCUCAGCAGAAGGGAGACAUAAAGCAUUCUCCACAUGCAGCUCUCACCUCAUUGUGGUGGGCUUGUUUUACAUUGCAGCUUUUUUUCGAUAUAUGAAACCUAGUUCAGAAUCAUUUACAUAUCUUGACAAAUUGGUAUCGAUCCAAUACAGCAUCCUGACUCCCAUGUUAAAUCCUAUUAUAUAUAGCCUGAAAAACAAAAAUAUCAAAACUGCUUUGGCAAAAAAUCUUUCAAAAGUGUCAUUUUCUCAAAUAACGCUGCACAGAGUCCUGUAG